Molecule: messenger RNA, 544 nt
Organism: Neopelma chrysocephalum (saffron-crested tyrant-manakin)
Lineage: Eukaryota; Metazoa; Chordata; Aves; Passeriformes; Pipridae
Product: RNA-binding protein 3-like
Exons: 7
Coding region: 116-544 (142 amino acids)
Biological process (GO): positive regulation of mRNA splicing, via spliceosome; regulation of translation
Cellular component (GO): spliceosomal complex
Molecular function (GO): RNA binding; ribosomal large subunit binding
Source: RefSeq, a predicted model, not a curated record
GGGGCGGGGCGGGCGCGGCCUCAUUCCGGGCCCGGCCGGCGCCGCGCGGGUUGUAGUGUCGCUGGAGGGGCAGGGCCCCACCCUAUGACAUCGCUCCCGGCCCCGCCCCCCACGCAUGGCGGCGGAGGAGGGGAAGCUCUUUGUGGGGGGCCUCAACUACGACACGGACGAGCAGGGGCUGGAGCAGCACUUCAGCUCCUUCGGGCCCAUCGCCGAGGUGGUGGUGGUGAAGGACCGGGAGACCCAACGUUCCCGUGGCUUUGGCUUCGUCACCUUCACCAACCCCGAGCACGCGAGUGACGCCAUGAGGGCCAUGAACGGCGAGUGCCUGGACGGGCGGCAGAUCCGGGUGGAUCACGCCGGGAAAUCGCCCCGCGGUGCCCGAGGGGGCUACGGGGGGGGCCGGGCCCGGGGCCGAGGAUACGGUCGAGGGGGAGGUGGCCGGUCCUGCCCUGCUCUGCCACAUGGCCACCUCCUCUCCACCAGAGGAACUGUGAGAGUCCUUCUGAAAGAUCCUAGAAGCUGUGAGAUGUGCCAGAUUUAG